GUUGCCUCAUUUCCUGUAUUUGACUCUCAGUCGAGAGAGAGAGAGAGAGCUAGAGACACACACACAGAGGGGGAGGCUGGUUCCUGAUACCGAGACACGGAAAAGCAGGGGAGGGAGAAUUACAGAAAAAGACGAGCGUGGAGAGAGGGAGACAGCGAGCAGGGGAAUUACACUGACCGACACACACGCGUCUCCCAGCUGACUGCUGACAUUGUUGACGUGCUCACUCUCCCAAACCUGUCACGAGCGAAAUACUGGAGCUCCAAAGCAUUGACAUCGCGCUCCCCCAGAACUCAUGGGUUAACAGAAUCUAUUCAGGAGAAGCAGCCACCCGUUAGUCCAAUGAAUAACCGGAAGGAAGAUAUGGAGAUCGCGUCGCACUACCGGCAGCUCCUGCGGGAGCUGAACGAACAGCGGCAGCAUGGUAUCCUGUGCGACGUGUGUGUGAUCGUGGAGGGCAAGAUCUUCAAAGCGCACAAGAAUGUGUUGCUGGGCAGCAGCCGCUACUUCAAGACGCUUUACUGCCAGGUGAAGAAGGGUUCAGAGCAGCAGGCCACCAUCACGCACCUGGACAUCGUCACAGCCCAAGGCUUCAAGACCAUCCUUGACUUCAUGUACUCCGCCCACUUGGCGCUCACAAGCAAGAAUGUGAUCGAAGUGAUGUCGGCCGCCAGCUACCUGCAGAUGACCGACAUAGUGCAAGCGUGUCACGGCUUCAUCAAGGCAGCGCUAGACAUCAGCAUUCGCUCCGAGCUUGCAGACGAACUUGCGGAUAUUGAGAUGGGCAAUGUGGUGAGCUCUAUGGGAGGCGGGGCUGGGCCCGGUGUGGGUGGAGCCUCGGAAGCACUGGCGUCCAUGAUCUCGGCCCGCAGUUCCUCGCCGUGGUUGGCCAGACGCACCAGCCCGGCAAACUCAUCUGGAGACUCAGCCAUCGCUAGCUGCCAUGAAGGUGGUAGCAACUACGGCAAAGAAGACCAGGAACCCAAAAGCCAUGAGAGCCAGGAGGAUGCUUGUUUGCAGCCCUUGUGGCCUGCUGAUUACCGUUCUGUCCAGGUCAAAGAGGAGCAGGUCUCCCCCUCCAAUCUGCAAGAUGGGGCUGGUCGAGGGGCACAAGGCACACCUGGGGAGCAAGGUGGACGAGGAGAGGGGGGCUGGCAACCCCCUGGCUCAGGCCGCAGGAAGAACCGGAAAAACAAGGACACGGUCAGGCACAUAACCCAACAGAAUGAAGGGGACAGUCGGACAGCGUCGCCGCUGCCAUCCAUGCUCUCCAAUCCAGGCUGGAGCUACGGCAACCAGGACAUUCCAGGUGCAGAAGUGACGGACCCCAACAUUUCCGACAGCCGCGGCGAGCGCAUGGACCUCCUGGUAAAGCAGGAGGAGGCCACAGCGGGGGACGGUGGGUUUCUGUCCGGGGAGCGUGAUGAGGCCAUGGCCCAGGAGAGAGCGGGCUCGGUGGCCAACCUGCGAGCCGCCCUCAUGAGCAAGAACAGCUUGUUGUCUCUGGGGGCAGAGAUGCUCGGAGAGGAGAACCCACUUCUGUUCGACUACCUGCCCAAAGGAGGACACUCUUUCUCCCGGCCUCGUUGCUUCAAUGGCAGCAGCAGCUUCCACCAUCCAGGGGCCCUGUUUGGUAGCAAACACAGGGCAUCUACAUCUUCUCCUCCGUCUACUCUUCCUCCUCUUCCUCUUCUACUGCCGCCUCCGCCAUCCGUGCCACAGCCCCCAGGGGCCCUCGGUAUGCCACAGUCUGGGGCCCCCCCAGACAAGCUCUAUGCGGAACGGUCCCCGAAGGCCUCACCCACUGAGGAGGAAAUGCAAGAAGAAGACAAUAGUCCAAAUAACAAUGCAGGGCUGGAGCAUGUCCAGGUUCCUGUAGAGGAAGAUCAGAUGGUGGAGGAGAAGCAUGCAGUGUGUGUGGCGGAGGUGCAGGGCGGAGGGCCGAGCUGGCGGCAGGAGCUCGCCUGCUCUCUGUGUAAGCAACUGUUUAGCAGCCUGCUUCAACUGAGACAGCAUGAAUACAGCCACACGCUCUCACUCAUGGCCCUAUCGCUGGACUGCCUCGACCACCAUCGCCCCCUAGUGGCCCCAUCUCCUCUCAACCCUCCGCCAGCACGCUACCAUUGCUCGCAGUGUCCCGCCAGCUUUACCCUUAAGUCCAACGCUGACCGCCAUGAGAAGACCAUCCACCUCAAACGGAAGCUGAUGCAGUGCAUGUACUGCCUCAAGCACUUCCGUGACCGAACGGACCUGAACCGCCACCUGUCAUCUGUGCAUUCCAGCGAACGCGUCUACACGUGUCCCGCUUGCUCCCGAACCUUCAGCACGCAGAAAAACCUGGCUACCCAUGGCAAGGUCUGCUGUCAAUCGGGAAUCUCGCCCACCGAGCAGCUGUGGAACCUACACAGCUUAAAGGAAGAUGACCAUAUCCGUAUAGACGAUUGAUUCUCCAAACCAGCAACAUUUAUUACUUCAUUACAAAGGGAAUGUGAUACAAACUUCAGGUCAUCCCAAAUCAGGCCUUCCGCAACUUUAGGCCACAGCACUGUUGACAUUUCUACACCUCUUUUUACUGUACAUCAGAUUUAUAUGUUCUUCAAAUACCAAAACCGUCAGGGUUUUUUUAUGACUACUGCAUAUGGCUGCUGAGGCACAAAUGCUAUGCAAAAUAAAGACAUUUUAUGUCAUUUCUCUUGUCGCAUAUAGAGCUGUCUGCUUUUUGUACAAUGCAGGAUUAUUCAAGGUUUUACUGAAGAUUGGAGAACAUAGAGAUCUCAGUGCAUUGGAGGCCAAUGCUUUUUCAUUCAGGGUGGCUUCGCACCCCUCUCUUUGCCAGCGAACUAAUCUUAUUAUGCUUUGAUGGACUCAGGCACAGGGUUCUCUGUAACUCACAGAGUAGUAGUGAAUUCAGCUGUUAAACCUGUGCACAAUGCUGCCCUCUGCAGGAGAAACUCUCUCUUGUAUUCUGCACUUGAGUGUGACAAGAUGAUUAGGGAUGAAAAAGAUUAGGCAAUGUCCUAAAUCUUUCAGCAAGCUAGGUUGUCUUCAAAUGUAUGUGUGUGUGAGUGCAUCGAAUCAUGUCAGUAAUUAGCUCUUCUCGGCUCUCACCCAUGCUGACCCUAAAUCGCACUGAUAAAGGAGAUGUAAGAGGAAAAGACUAAGUCCUUUAAAGUUGUGACCGGUCCUUGUGUGACCUCACACUAGCCUCCAAACCUGACUGCAACAGCCAGUAGAAAAGUAAAAGAGGACUGAAGGUGUUUCUGGACCCCUGCUAGCAGAGAUGGAUCUAAAUUAUAGUUGUGUUUUUAUAUGUCUAAUGUUAAAUCUCAUGGAGUUCCCAUUUUUGGGUUAUUGUUGAAGAUGGAAGUGUCAAAAGUGAAUUAAGAUCUUUUUUUUUUUUUUUUUUUCUUGAAAAAAAUCUUGAAAGUUAGCUGUGUCAUUGAGUGGUCAGACCACAAAUGUAUUAAGUUGAGUUCUGGGAAAUCUUCGAGGCAGUCUACACUUGUAGUAAUACCUGGAGGAGACGUUGUUAUGUUAAUUGUUAAUUUUCACACAACAUAUGUCAUACAAUUUCCAAGUUACAGAAUGAAAGCAUGAAAGUUAUCUUUCAAAAUGUUAAGUGUGUUGCUGCACUGAAUGUGUGGUGAAUUGUGAAAUGAAUCACUGUUUAUCGCCUAUGAAAAAGAAAGAGAGAGAGAGAGAUGUGCACUGACGUUUUCAAGGUCUUAGCAUUUUCUCCUCAGGAAACGAAAGGACUGAUGCACUCUGAUAUUGUCUGAAGAGGUUUGAAUGGUGGGUGUAAAAACGCAUCAGAAAUCUCAGUCACAGCUGUUUUGAAUUGCACUAUUUUUUAUUACUGAAACGAAAAAAAAAAAUCCUUUAGCUUAAAACCACAGAUUUCUGUAAAUUAUGUAUUUUGGAACAGUACUAUUGUGUAACUGGUUGGAUGUAAUUUUUUAGGCAAUAAAUUUUGACGUAAGGCAUCAUGAAAACUGUGGUCAUUUUAUUUUACAAAUCAUAAAAAUAAAUUGAGAACCUGUUAUGAAAAAAAAAAAUCACCAGCUACAGAUUUUUAGUACUACCGUUUUGUUUGGAUGGUCACAAGGGGUUUAUUUGCUACUUUAAAUUUAAGCUUCUUGUCAUAAAUCAGAUCUGAGCAUCAGCUGUUUAAAAAGUGUAGAUUGUCAAUUUCACGGCAGCUGUUCAGAUUCUGAAAGUAGUAAAUGUGAAACGUGUUGGUUUUGCCAUUUCAGCAGCACAUGCUCAUCAGGUCUUUCAUGUGUGUGGAUAAUUAGUUAAACCUGGGCUUCAGGUUUGUUCUAACCUAAAUGUUGCUCAUCCGCUUAUUAGCUGAGCCAGUCUAGACCAAUGCCUAAUGAGAUUACAGUCAUCACAGUAUGAAUAACACAAAGCACAUGCCUCUGUAUGAAUCUUUUACUAAAAAAAGACUGAAAAAUGAGUGUGGAAUUGAUGUUUGGUCUUGUGAGUUUGGGUUGAUAAUUUGUGCAGCAAUUGUUCAGCAAACAAUAGGAAGCUAUGGUAUUCUGCGUUGUGGGUUUUUCAUCUUUCUUUGUUGAAUUUGAGCAGUAAAAUCUGUUUCGGUGCUGUGGUUGCUAGGGAAACUGUCUUUUGGGGCUGCUUUUGGUAGCUAAGGGCAGGUGAGUUAGGGAGAGUAUCCCUCUUGCAGUUUGUCAGUGCUUUGGCUAUCUUCAGUGUCUGCCACUAGAUGACUCAGUGAAAGGAUAGGAGGGAUUGGACAGGAAAUACAGUAACUGAUGUGAAAGUAGCGGUAAUAAUAAUAUGAUAAACCGUGACAAUUUAGAGGUGAGUUUUCCCUUGAUUAAAAGAGGAAAAUACAAAUAUUUGGAUUUAAUUAUGUUCAUUAAAAUGUCUCAAUGUUUUUCUUUUUAUGUUUUUAGUAAUUUCCAUUAUUCUCAAAUGGUGAUUCUAAUUGCAAAUUUUUACUUUAUAAUUCGUUUUAGUUUUUAACAUUAUUUAAUGAAUAAUUAAUCCAUUCAAUCUGGCAAACAAAAAACAGUAUCAUCAAUAAAAGUAUAAAAGUAAUAAAUCAUCCUCUCACUAUCAGCAUAUGAAUUAAUGUAGUACAGAAUACGGGGCUCUUUGACCAAUCAAAUGUUAGAGGCAUUUCAGCACUGCCCACAUGUGUGAAUUAAAUAUUGAAGCCAUAAAGCGAUUUGUAAACCACAAACAAAAAAAGAGAUGUCAAGCCAAAAUCUCUAAAUCUGCUUAACAAAAUGAAAAAAAAAAAAAAAAAAAAACUUUCCAUUUCUGGACUGUAUUCAGUCCGUGUACCCUAUCAUUUGUUCAAUAAUUUUUUGGUUUAAUAUUGAUUUUUUUUUCAUUCAGGGGUAGAAAAAUGAAUAAACAGCUUGAAUAUCGAUUUCUACACUUGGGCCUGAAUUAAACAUCCCUUUCUGCUUAUUGGUCAGUCGAAGCUCAAACCGUGCCGUCAUCAGUUCUUCCACAGUAUCACGCAGCAGAAUAAUACUCCUCUGCUGCUGCAGUUGUACGGAUUCUUAACACAUUUAUUGUAACUACAUUUCAUCUUUUUUCAUCAAACAAACAGACUAAUGAAUGAACGACAGCGCUUUCUUCUGUGUAUAUUAUAUAAAUUCUAUGCUUUGCAUCAGCUGCAUGACAGGGUAUGAUAUGACAGCUGUCAUAGCCUACCCUGCUCACACAGUAAGUCUGUUUGUUUAAUUGAGUAAUUAAUUCAUUAAUUAAUACGUUUCAAAAUAAAUAUUUUAAACACUAAAAAGGAAAGAAUAAUAAAUUGGCUUGGGUGUAUAGGCCUAAUAUAGCCUAAUUGUCCACGCAAGAACUGUCAUUCUGACUGACAACCGGGAAAACAACAGAUAUUAAAUAGCCUACUGUUAGAGUUUUAUAAUGAAUCUUGUGUUUUUUAUUAAAAUUUAUUAUAAUUGAUUGAUAAUCUCCAAACGAUAUGCACUUGUGUGCAGCGUGAGCUGCUGUGCACUCGCACACAGGACUGUAACGCAAGAUUUUCGUAAAAUCUAAUAUAUAAAUAUAAACUUGCCAUUUCGGGUUGUUUCUCACCAAACCCACAGUAUACUGUACCUUCAGAAUUCUUGGAAUAUACACCACGAGACUGGAUUAUUUUACGACAGAUAUGCAUCCACUUAUAUAAAAAAAAGU
Cyprinus carpio (common carp) is the source of this 6177-nucleotide messenger RNA. Its product is annotated as zinc finger and BTB domain-containing protein 46. The record is from RefSeq and is a predicted model, not a curated record. Gene Ontology annotation, molecular function: RNA polymerase II cis-regulatory region sequence-specific DNA binding; DNA-binding transcription factor activity, RNA polymerase II-specific; protein binding. Gene Ontology annotation, biological process: regulation of transcription by RNA polymerase II. NCBI's taxonomy places the organism in Eukaryota, Metazoa, Chordata, Actinopteri, Cypriniformes, Cyprinidae.